Teleopsis dalmanni is the source of this 1664-nucleotide messenger RNA. Its product is annotated as voltage-gated potassium channel subunit beta-2-like. Lineage: Eukaryota; Metazoa; Arthropoda; Insecta; Diptera; Diopsidae. Gene Ontology annotation, cellular component: voltage-gated potassium channel complex; cytoplasm. Gene Ontology annotation, biological process: potassium ion transport; regulation of potassium ion transmembrane transport. The record is from RefSeq and is a predicted model, not a curated record. The transcript is spliced from 7 exons. Gene Ontology annotation, molecular function: transmembrane transporter binding; potassium channel regulator activity; voltage-gated potassium channel activity. The coding region runs from base 95 to 1639 and encodes 514 amino acids.
AACCGCAAAAUAAAUUUUUAAAUGCGAUAUUGAAAAAUUUCGUAAAUUGCUUUUUACUUACCACACUUUGUGAACGCAUAAUUGAAAAAUAAAAAUGUCAUUGGCAUUGUCCAAUUUAACGAGCAACGGUGUCGAUGGCAACACAAUAACCACAAUGCAAUCAACAACACCAACAACCAUCACAAUCGGGCACGCAAAUACAAAUACAAAUACAAGCAAUACCAAUAUUGGCAACACUGAAUUGAAUGUUGGUGUCAUGCCGGCCAUUAUAAAUUUGAAUUUGAAUGGCAGCAUUGGCAUUGCACCCAUGAAUAGCAGCAAUAUCAGUGGCAAUGCAGUGACCGCAUUCGUCAAUGGGACUGGUAUCAUUGGUGGCAUUGGUAUUGCCAGCAAUGAUAACAACAACAAUAUGGAUAAUACAAGCGAAGAGUCCAAUCCGGUAACAAUUUACAGGUGCCGGGCCCCAAUAGCGUCACUAGACUGUAUGGAGGAGUUCAGUGGUACGGGAGGUCAUCUUGAUUUCGGCCGCUCUAUAAGCCUCGGCUCCAAUCCGGCGCUACCGCUGAGGCAUGGUUCAACGCCUACGCCGGGCUUACGUUAUAAGAAUCUAGGCAAAAGUGGUUUACGUGUAUCAAAUGUUGGCUUAGGUACAUGGCCUGUUUUUUCGCCGGGUGUCAGCGAUGAGCAAGCAGAAGCAAUACUCAAAUUGGCCAUUGAGAGUGGUAUUAAUCUGUUUGAUAUAUCGGAAGCGCACUCGGAGACCGAAAUUGGUAAAAUACUACAACGCACGGGUUGGAAGCGUACAGCUUAUGUUAUUACAACAAAAGUUUAUUGGAGCACAAAAUCCGAUGAACGUGGUCUUUCCCGUAAACAUAUAAUUGAAUGCGUAAAGGCUAGUCUACAGCGCUUACAACUGCAAUACAUCGAUAUUGUUAUUAUACAUAAAGCCGAUGCCAUGUGCCCCAUGGAAGAAGUUGUACGUGCCAUGAACUACGUUAUACAACAAGGUUGGGCUAUGUACUGGGGUACGGCACGUUGGUCACAAGUUGAAAUUAUGGAAGCAUAUACCAACUGCCGUCAGUUCAAUUGCAUUACGCCAAUUGUCGAACAAUCUGAAUAUCAUAUGUUCUGUCGUGAGAAAUGUGAACUAUAUUUACCAGAAAUGUAUAAUAAAAUUGGUGUGGGUCUAAUGGCUUGGGGACCACUAUCAAUGGCUUUAAGUGAUACACAAAAUGGUGAGAAAAUAUUUUUGCCAAAAGGUUCAUUUAAAACAAAAAGUCAAAGCUAUUCCUGGACUGAAGAUGAAGUUAAUCGUAAUGCCGCAUUAUCACCUCAAGGUAGUUGGGGCAAGGAUCGCAUCGAGGAAGGUCGUAGACAUUGUGAUCGAUUAAGAGAUCUUGCUGCUUUAGCAGAGAAAUUAGGCUGUAGCCCCGCGCAGCUCUCUAUUGCUUGGUCACUUAAACAUGAACCAGUGCAAUGCUUACUUUUGGGUGCUACAUCAGCAGAGCAAUUGCAUCAGAGUUUGCAGUCUCUGCAGCUACUGCCACGCCUUUCGACAAGCGUUAUGUUGGAACUUGAACGCAUACUCGAAAAUAAACCGGUACGACCGCCAAUGAUAUCAACGUUGGCCCUUCGGUGACAAUCAGCGUUCCCCCAGGGCCCAC